AUGGGUUGUUCGAACGGGACGGCGGCGACCACUACGGAAGAAAUCCGGAUAAGGGAGAAAGAGUGCAGCGUUGACGACGCAUCUGCAGCUUCGACUGCCUCUACACUGAAUUGCCGCUCCGAGGGGAGUGUCAAAAAGAAGAGUGGGCACAGCUUCAACAAAAUGCGAAAGCUCAACCCGGCCACAGAGGACGUCUUGAAGCGACUGGUCUCACCGGAGAUCGACGAAGCCCUGUUUAACCUGAACGGCCUCGAGAAGCCCAUCGGGGUGGAAGGUGCGAAGCCCAUGCCACCGGACCGUAAGUUGCAUGAUCUGCACGUGAAGAAGUUGGAGACGUACAUGAAGGAAGUCGAGCUCCUGCCUCGCACCCUGCUGGCCUCAGUGAAGCGCAAGCGCGCCGAAGCCAAGCAAAAGCUGAACAGGAUGCGUGGCGAGCCCUUCCUUCGCGACAUGGAGGCCGGAGGCGGCGGUGACGGUGGCUGUGAGCAGUCAUCUGUGUGCAGUCAGUCCACCAGCCGACCGCCGAGCCAACGGAGCGAGUUCAGCCUGAGGAUACUCAGCCCAGCGAGCGGACACAACAGCUCCUUCAGUCUACAGCCAGAGGAGAGCGGUGUCAGUCCUUGGGGCAAGACUUCCGAGAGCGAGCCCGUGAUCGUAUACACUCAGAAAAGCGAAGCCAAAAAAGGACGUCAUUCCCGAAUGAGAGUCCUUCUAUGA
Messenger RNA from Symbiodinium sp. CCMP2456, 717 nucleotides. The record is from the annotation of a GenBank genome assembly. NCBI's taxonomy places the organism in Eukaryota, Dinophyceae, Suessiales, Symbiodiniaceae.